Alosa sapidissima (American shad) is the source of this 5010-nucleotide messenger RNA. RefSeq names its product neuralized E3 ubiquitin protein ligase 1B (gene neurl1b). Gene Ontology annotation, molecular function: ubiquitin protein ligase activity. The record is from RefSeq and is a predicted model, not a curated record. The transcript has 5 exons. Gene Ontology annotation, biological process: ubiquitin-dependent endocytosis. Gene Ontology annotation, cellular component: early endosome. The coding region runs from base 632 to 2587 and encodes 651 amino acids. NCBI's taxonomy places the organism in Eukaryota, Metazoa, Chordata, Actinopteri, Clupeiformes, Clupeidae.
AGGUAUGUGGGUAUCUAGUUACAUGUGGUAUGGUCUCGUAUCACGUGUAAGACCGCGGGACAUUUGAAAUCGGUCCGUUUACACCUUGAGUGGGUGUGAUGCCCGUCAAAUGCGUGCGUCGUGCGCCAAGAACAUGUCAUACAGGUAUAAUUAAUUUCAAAUAGCCCAAUACCGGAUGUUUCUCGAUGAACUCGAAACAGUAGGCUAAACGUAGCGAAAUUACUCUUGUUCUUCAUUUCGACGAGUGCAUCCAUUAUUUGACGCCAUCCCUAGAGCGAUGAGCCUACACUGCCCUGAACACGUUAAAUUCAGAAGUGGUGGCGUCAAAUCAAAAUAGCCAACGGGGUUGUUGUAGGCUAUACCCAACUGUUAAUGGCCUUGGGCACGUUUCCACACCCGUCGUCGUCUGGCAUGGUGACUGCCUUGCUGUUAUUGGACAGAAAAAAAGAUAAGAGCACACACGUGUUUCUCUAUUUAUCUUUUAAACGGAUUUUUAGGCGGGAGUCUUGGGAAAUAUUUUUUGUACAGAGAAUGUAAAACCUUGCGCACUCAUAGAGCACUUAGACUACGGUUGAAAUAGUCAGUUUGAAGUCGGCGGUCCUGAGCACAGCAGAACAGGAAGGAACGCAUCAUGGGCAACGCAGAAUCUUCAGAUACAUGCAUCCAUCGUACAGCAUGCAAAGCAACCCAUCAAAGCAAACGAAGAGGUUGUCAGUACUCUGGAAAAGAGAAUGAUGCGAACCUGCAGCACCGUCCUGUGGUCAGCCGGCAGUACUACACGUUGCCGGGCAACGGUGUGGAGCGUCGCACGUCGGCCCCUCCAGCCUCGCUGGCCCCGGAACCACCGCGCUUCCACCCGCAGGCCAAGGGCAAGAACAUCCGCCUGGACGCUCAUCUGCGGCGCGCCACGCGCAAGAACAGCUUCUGCAACGGCAUCACCUUCAGCCAGCGGCCCGUGCGCCUCUACGAGAAGGUCCGGCUGCGGCUCUCGGCCAUCCAUAGCGGCUGGAGUGGCGCGCUGCGCUUCGGCUUCACCAGCCUGGACCCCGGCGAGCUGGCCUCCUCCGACAUCCCCAAGUACGCCUGCCCGGACCUGGUGACGCGGCCGGGCUACUGGGCCAAGGCGCUGCCCGAGAGGCUGGCGCUCAGGGACAACGUGCUAGCCUUCUGGGCCGACCGGCACGGCCGGGUCUUCUACAGCAUCAACGAGGGCGAGCCCAUCCUCUUCCACUGCGGCCUGAGCAUCGGGUGCCCACUGUGGGCCAUCAUCGAUAUCUAUGGGAUCACGCAGGAAGUCACGCUGCUGGAGAGUACGUUUGCUGAGAGUGUUGGAGCCAGCUGUCUGAGUGCGGUGCGCCUGAGCGCCUACCUGCCACAGAGCAGCCACGACUCAGCCAACUACAGCAACAACCAGCUGGAGAGCAGCCAGGCGGCGGCCGCCAAGAUGGCCACCCUGCAGCUGGCGCCCUACAACCAGCUCAUCCCCUGCUGCUCCUCUUCGCCCUCCGCCUCCUCCGCCCUCAACAACCCUACCUCCUCCACCUCCUCUUCCUCCACCUCCUCGACGUCAUCUACGUCCAACGGCGGCGGCGGUGGUGGUGUCGGGCCGACCACCCCUCCGCCGUUGAUCCUCUCCUCGGCCGGGCCGAGGCUCAUGGCGCCCCCCUCCUCUUCCUCCUCCUCCACCUCCCCCCGUGGCGGCGGUCUCGCCUCCUCCUCCUCCUCCUCUUCCCCCCUGGACACGGACCUCCACUUCCACCCCGUGCGCGGUUCUGACGUGGUGCUGUCCGCCGACCGCACGGCCGCCUGCGUCCACUUCCUGGACGGCAGCCGCACGCUGGUGUUCGGCGACCGGCCGCUGCGCCCCGGCGAGACGCUCUACGUGGAGGUGGGCCACCUGGGCCUGCCCUACCUGGGCGCGCUGCUCUUCGGCGUGACCUCGUGCGACCCCGCCGGACUGCAGGCUGCCGACCUGCCCGCUGACCCCAACCUGCUGCUGGACCGCAAGGAGUACUGGGUGGUCUACCGCGGCUUCCCCAUGCCCUGCGCCGGCGACGUGCUCAGCUUCUGCCUGCUGCCCAAUGGCGAGGUCCACCACGGGGUCAACGGCGGCGCCCGCGGACGCCUGCUCUGCGUGGACGCCUCGCAGCCCCUCUGGGCCUUCUUCACCCUCCACGGCGCCGUCAACCGACUCAGGAUCCUGGGCACUCUGCAGGCCAGCCCUCCCCUCAGCUCUCCCUCCAUCUCGCAGAGCAGCUCACCAGACGACAGUGAUUCCGACCUAGCCUUCAGCGUCAACCGCUCCUCGUCUGCCUCUGAGUCAUCUCUGGUCACGGCCCCGAGCUCCCCGCUGAGUCCACCGGUUUCGCCCACCCUACCCUCCCCAGAGGCGCCCUCCGGAGGCGGGGGCAGCAAGAGCGGCGAGUGCACGGUGUGCUUCGACCAGGAGGUGGACACGGUCAUCUACACGUGCGGACACAUGUGCCUGUGUCACGAGUGCGGCCUGAAGCUCAAGAAGCAGAUCAAUGCCUGCUGCCCCAUCUGCAGGAGGCCGAUCAAGGACGUCAUUAAGACCUACCGGCCCUGAGGCCACAGCAGCAGUGGGGGGUGGGGGGGGGGGGGGGGGGGGGGGGGGGCGGCUAUCAAGGACGUCACCAAGAACUACCGCCCUUGAUCAGAGGUGGACAACUCAGGCUUCAGAAAGUACCACAUCAUACCACGUAUUGGUUCAUCCUGUUGGCACAUAGGUGAUUUCACUAAUUAGCUGAUCACCUGGCUUAAGAGUUGUGCUAAUCACAAUCAGCUGGUUUAGUGAAUGGUCCGAAUAAAUAUGUCAUUCGACUUUUACUUUCUAAAGCCUGACACACCACUUGUAAUGCCACAGCUAGGGCAGGGGGAUGGAACCCCCCCCCCCCCACACACACACACACACACACACACACAUACACCACUUGGCUAAUGACUGUGGAUUCAUAGAGUACCCACCCCCCAAAAAAGCCUACCAUUACUAUCCUCUAUGUCAUCAUAGAGACCCCUUCUGGAGGGAACUGAUUUGAGGCGAUCAGGGUGGUCAUGGUGAUGAUGUGUAGUGGACAAAGCUGAUGAAGGUGAGGAACUGUUGUGUGUAGCAGCUGACCCAGCAAGCAGCACGGCCAAUGACUAGCAAGGAGCAGCCGCUGCGAGCAGUCUUGUACCCAGGAACAAAAAAUGUAUUUUAGUGCCUUUGAUCUUGGAGCUUUUGUCCUUGAAGCAGCACAUGACUUCAAAUACGACAAUCAUCCUUUUUUUUCUAUGUUUCAUGUAUAUAUUUUCUCUUUUCUUUCUUUCAAAGAAGGUGAUUGUGAAUGGACAUAGGAUGGCAAGAGAGAAUUGAACAGUAAGAGGAUCAGUCCGGGGAAUAUUUCCUGCUGGGACGACCUUUUUCUGAGGUUAAAAAGUUUCUUUGGCAGAUGCAAAUAGAGUGUGACGAUUGCAACAGGAGAAAACUGGCAUGUUGGUUGCACUUUUGAGUAGUUUGACAUAGACAUGAGACGCUAAAGGCAUACGAGAAAGCCUGGUCCUGGUUGUGGGUUUAAUAUAUAUAAAUAUGGUUAUGUAUUCAAUUAAAUGAUUGUGUUAUCCAAACUGUACAUGUAUGUUUCAAAUUGUAUGACUGUGUAAAAUACAUUUAUAUGUCAUCAUAAUUCUGUAUUUUAUGACCAUAAAAAAGAACCGAUCGCUGCACUCUUUUCAGAUUGCUAUUUCUCUGCAUUGUUCAGGAAUCCAGAGCUACCAUCUCGUCCGUACUUGAGUCUGCAGCAGCUCAGCCGUAGCUUUUCAGCAUGACAGAUCAAGCUCAUUUAGCAGUAGACGCCAGUUCAGUUAACAAGAGAGAAGCAUCGCAGUUUGCUGUUAUAGGUAGUCGUGCUCAUAUAAAGCUGGACAAAAGUUCCUACGCACAAACUACUGAAAGGCUUUCUCACAGAUGGUUGUUGACAAGUUUUGUGUAGGAGGCCAGGAGUGUGUGUGUGUGUGUGUGUGGUUCCCACAAUACGACAGCAGUUUAGAGUUCAAAUUGGUGCCUUAGCAGAAGAAAAGGAAAUUGCACUACCUUUCACAGACAUGUUUUUUUAAGCAAAACUGUGCUUGAGGUGAAGAAACAAAGGUGGUGACAUUAAGACAUCUAUACACAAGAUUCAACAUACAACAUUCCAGAGAACAAAAUCCUGGAUAAUUUCACUUGUUGGCCACUUAUAAAUUCAACACAGGAAAAAAAAAUAUCCUCAGCAAUUCUUCCAUAGGUGCUCUAAUCAAAUGGUUCUUCACAAGCUCAGUACAACAGUAACUCCUCAGUGUUGAGUCCACCCACUCGGCAUAUGACAAGCUUCACCUCAUUUCUUUCCACUGCAUUCCCGCUAAACUGGGAUAAUGAGCCGAUGUGCUUAUGACCAUAAAUCCAAGGUCCACUGAAAAUGAAAUUCAACUCACCAUUACUGAUGUGUCUCUUUGUCAGUGAUAUUUCUAUGUACUGACCUGUUGUUUAGAUGUAGGCCUAUCUAAGACAGUCAAAAUGAGGGACUGAUGCAAUUUAAUUCUGGCUUAUUUUCCUGAGAAAAAUAAUUUUCACCCCAAGGCUGGUUUGCGUCCAGUCUCAAGACUUGAGUACCUUGUAUCAUCACAAUGUUGGAAAUCAAAUAAUCAAAUUCACAACCAAAGCUGCUGUAAAACAGAGACUUUUCAAACACGUUCUCAGGACAGGGUUGACAAGUAAACCUUAUCAAUUGUGAAUGUAAAUCUUGUCUUGUGUGCUUGUAAAAAUCUACAUAUUUCCAAAUGAUACUUUGAUGACGCGAGAGUGUGGUUCGUACAAAUGAACGCUAGAGGUCAGCCUUUACCAAGUGGUCCUCUCCGUCCUCUUCGCCUCUACAGUUAAAUUCUAGUGUGGUUCUAUUUUUGCCAUUGCUUGUAGUGUUUGUACAUUUGAAUAUAUUUGACUCAUUACACAUUAAAUAUUCUGUGUGUCACCUCUAA